GUCUCGCCAUGCUGCUCCUGGGCCUGCUGCUGCUGCUGCCCCUGCUGGCUGGCGCCCGCCUGCUGUGGAACUGGUGGAAGCUCCGGAGCCUCCACCUCCCGCCUCUUGCCCCGGGCUUCUUGCACCUGCUGCAGCCCGACCUCCCCAUCUAUCUGCUUGGCCUGACUCAGAAAUUCGGGCCCAUCUACAGGCUCCACCUUGGGCUGCAAGAUGUGGUGGUGCUGAACUCCAAGAGGACCAUUGAGGAAGCCAUGGUCAAAAAGUGGGCAGACUUUGCUGGCAGACCUGAGCCACUUACCUCCCCCACCUCCUCCUGCAGACAAGCUGGUGUCUAGGAACUACCCGGACCUGUCCUUGGGAGACUACUCCCUGCUCUGGAAAGCCCACAAGAAGCUCACCCGCUCAGCCCUGCUGCUGGGCAUCCGUGACUCCAUGGAGCCAGUGGUGGAGCAGCUGACCCAGGAGUUCUGUGAGCGCAUGAGAGCCCAGCCCGGCACCCCUGUGGCCAUUGAGGAGGAAUUCUCUCUCCUCACCUGCAGCAUCAUCUGUUACCUCACCUUCGGAGACAAGAUCAAGGACGACAACUUAAUGCCUGCCUAUUACAAAUGUAUCCAGGAGGUGUUAAAAACCUGGAGCCACUGGUCCAUCCAAAUUGUGGACGUGAUUCCCUUUCUCAGGUUCUUCCCCAAUCCAGGUCUCCGGAGGCUGAAGCAGGCCAUAGAGAAGAGGGAUCACAUCGUGGAGAUGCAGCUGAGGCAGCACAAGGAGAGCCUCGUGGCAGGCCAGUGGAGGGACAUGAUGGACUACAUGCUCCAAGGGGUGGCGCAGCCGAGCAUGGAAGAGGGCUCUGGACAGCUCCUGGAAGGGCACGUGCACAUGGCUGCAGUGGACCUCCUGAUCGGUGGCACUGAGACCACAGCAAACACCCUCUCCUGGGCCGUGGUUUUUUUGCUUCACCACCCUGAGAUUCAGCAGCGACUGCAGGAGGAGCUAGACCACGAACUGGGCCCUGGUGCCUCCAGCUCCCGGGUCCCCUACAAGGACCGUGCACGGCUGCCCUUGCUCAAUGCCACCAUCGCCGAGGUGCUGCGCCUGCGGCCCGUUGUGCCCUUAGCCUUGCCCCACCGCACCACACGGCCCAGCAGCAUCUCCGGCUACGACAUCCCUGAGGGCACAGUCAUCAUUCCGAACCUCCAAGGCGCCCACCUGGAUGAGACGGUCUGGGAGAGGCCACAUGAGUUCUGGCCUGAUCGCUUCCUGGAGCCAGGCAAGAACUCCAGAGCUCUGGCCUUCGGCUGCGGUGCCCGCGUGUGCCUGGGCGAGCCGCUGGCGCGCCUGGAGCUCUUCGUGGUGCUGACCCGACUGCUGCAGGCCUUCACGCUGCUGCCCUCCGGGGACGCCCUGCCCUCCCUGCAGCCCCUGCCCCACUGCAGUGUCAUCCUCAAGAUGCAGCCUUUCCAAGUGCGGCUGCAGCCCCGGGGGAUGGGGGCCCACAGCCCGGGCCAGAGCCAGUGAUGGGGCAGGACCGAUGCCAGCCGGGUACCUCAGUUUCUCCUUUAUUGCUCCCGUACGAACCCCUCCCCUCCCCCCUGUAAACACAGUGCUGCGAGAUCGCUGGCAGAGAAGGCUUCCUCCAGCGGCUGGGUGGUGAAGGACCCUGGCUCUUCUCUCGGGGCGACCCCUCAGUGCUCGGCAGUCAUACUGGGGUGCGAGAGAGGUGGGCAGCAGCUCAGCCUCCCCCCGCUGGGGAGCGAAAGUUUCUUGGUCUCAGCUUCAUUUCCGUGAAGGGCACCGAGAACUCGAAGCCCUUCCAGUGGUACCAGCUCACUCCCUGGGAAAGGGGUUGUCAAGAGAGAGUCAAAGCCGGAUGUCCCAUCUGCUCUUCCCGUUCCCCUUAAGGAGGUAGCUCCCAGCACUCAACCAACCUCCCCGCAGAGCUCCCUUCCUGACCCUCCGCUGCAGAGGAUUGAGGCUUAAUUCUGAGCUGGCCCUUUCCAGCCAAUAAAUCAACUCCAGCUCCCUC
This is a messenger RNA of Homo sapiens (human), 2023 nucleotides long. RefSeq names its product cytochrome P450 family 21 subfamily A member 2 (gene CYP21A2). Gene Ontology annotation, cellular component: endoplasmic reticulum membrane. Lineage: Eukaryota; Metazoa; Chordata; Mammalia; Primates; Hominidae. The transcript is spliced from 10 exons. Gene Ontology annotation, biological process: primary alcohol metabolic process; ketone metabolic process; olefinic compound metabolic process. Bases 433 to 1515 code for a protein of 360 amino acids. The record is from RefSeq and is marked reviewed. Gene Ontology annotation, molecular function: heme binding; progesterone 21-hydroxylase activity; iron ion binding.